CUAAUUUUAAUAGAAAUAGAGAAGAUUUUUAAAUGUUCUAUCCUGUAGCAGAUGAGAAAUGUAGGAAUAUAAUUAAACGAAAUUUAUUGGGAAAUAGCUCAGAAGGGCAAGUGUAUUUGGGUGAAAUUAUAGGAACAAAGGAAAAAGUAGCAGUUAAGGAAUUUUAAUUAAAACUGAGUGAAGAAUAAACUAAAUGUUUGUUUUAAUUAUAAAAAACCCCUCAUGAGUCCAUUGUUAGGAUAUAUGAAAUAAUUCUUAAACCUAAAACAAUUUAAAAUAUAAUAUUUGAUGAAUUUGAAUUAAUACCAUAUCUAGAGCCAUUUAUAGUUAUGGAAUUGGUACAGUGCAAUUUUAAAAAAUAUAUGGAAGGGCAAGAAUUUUAAAAAUUGGAAAUUUAUCAUAAACUGAACUUAUUCAAAUAGGUAAGAAUAUUAUAUAAUCAAUCAGAUGUUUUAAGGAAUGAUAUAAUUACAUAGUCAAAAUUAUGUUCAUCAGGACUUAAAAUCGGAAAAUUUUGUGUGUUGUUAUAAUGAAAAUAAAAACAUUGUUAUCAAAUUACAAGAUUUCGGUUUUGUAUAAAUGGCUUCCGGAGUCAAAUAAUAGAUGAUUAAUAAAUUUGACUAAUCAUCUGAUAUCUGGUCCAUGGGAGCUAUUUUAUUUGAAAUUCUAGCAGGAUAUACUUUAGUUAACCAAGAAACGAUUAAAGAUAUUGACUAAUUAAAAACAGAAUAACAGUUAUAGUUUUGGGUGGAUUCAAAAAUCAACGAAGCAUAUUAAUUAUCUGAAAAAUAGAUAGAAUUAAUAAAAAAGAUGUUAAAAGUUAAUAAGGCAGAAAGAAUAUAAGAAUAAGAUGUUAUAAAUGAAAUCAAUCUUAUUUAAGAUAUAAUUUUAGAAAAAAUCAAAAAUUAAGGUAUUUAAUAAACAAAUAAAAUAAAGGAUAUCAUUUUUUAAGUGAAAAAAAAUAUGAGGAGGCAUUAGAAUAGUAUAACAAAGUAUAAUAGAUAAUCGAAAAUGAUUACAAGACAUAUUUGUUUAAAGGUAUACUAAUUAUUUAAAUUUAUAGGAAUUUCUUUAGAUAAAUUAGCCAGACACGAAGAAGCUUUAGAAUGUUAUAAUAAAUCAUUAAAAAUAAACCCUAAUGAUUCUUAAACAUAUUAGAAUAAAGGUAUAAAAACAAUUUGAUAGUUAUAAGGGGAUUCUCUAUAUUAAUUAAAAAGAUAUGAAGAAGCUUUAGAGUGUUAUAAUCAGUCAUUAUAGAUAAACAAUAUUGAUUUCAUAACAUAUAGACAUAAAGGUAAAAUUAAUGGUUUAAUAAUUAAAAGGGGUUACUUUAAAUUGUUUAAACAGAUAUGAGGAAGCUUUAGACUGUUAUAAUAAAUCAUUAGAGAUCAAUCCUAAUGAUUGUUUAACAUUAAGACAUAAAGGUAAAAUUAAUGGUUUAAUAAUUAAAAGGGGUUACUUUAAAUUGUUUAAACAGAUAUGAGGAAGCUUUAGACUGUUAUAAUAAAUCAUUAGAGAUCAAUCCUAAUGAUUGUGAAACAUUAAGACAUAAAGGUAAAAUUAAUGGUUUAAUAAUUAAAAGGGGUUACUUUAAAUUGUUUAAACAGAUAUAAGGAAGCUUUAGAGUGUUAUAAUAAAUCAUUAGAGAUCAAUCCUAAUGAUUGUUUAACAUUAAGACAUAAAGGUAAAAUUAAUGGUUUAAUAAUUAAAAGGGGUUACUUUAAAUUGUUUAAACAGAUAUGAGGAAGCUUUAGACUGUUAUAAUAAAUCAUUAAAGAUAAACUCUAAUCAUUCUUAAACAUUUAGAGAAAAAGGUAAAACUAAUUGUUAAUAAUUACAAGGGGUUACUUUAAAUUGUUUAAACAGAUAUGAGGAAGCUUUAGAGUGUUAUAAUAAAUCAUUAGAGAUCAAUCCUAAUGAUUGUUUAACAUUAAGACAUAAAGGUAAAAUUAAUGGUUUAAUAAUUAAAAGGGGUUACUUUAAAUUUUUUCAAAAGAUAUGAAUAAGCUUUAGAAUGUUAUAAUAAAUCAUUAGAGUUAAACUCUAAUGAUUCUUAAACAUUUAGAGAAAAAGGUAAAACUAAUAGUUAAUAAUUACAAGGGGUUACUUUACAUUAUUUAAAUAGAUAUGUGGAAGCUUUAGAGUGUUAUAAUAAAUCAUUAGAAAUCAACCCUAAUGAUUUUAAUACAUAUACAAAUAAAGGUUUAACUAAAAUUUGAUAAUAAGUAGGGGUUACUUUAAGUUUAUUAAACAGAGAUUUUGAAGCUUUAGAGUGUUAUAAUAUAUCUUUAGAGAUUAACAAUAAUGAUUUUAUAACAUAUAGAAAUAAAGGUAUACCUCAUAUUUGGAAUAAUUAGGCGCAUCUUUAUCAUCCUUAUCACUUUAAUUUUAAUAGAUUUAUAGUUAUAACUGAUGUCUGA
Messenger RNA from Paramecium sonneborni, 2420 nucleotides. Lineage: Eukaryota; Ciliophora; Oligohymenophorea; Peniculida; Parameciidae. The record is from the annotation of a GenBank genome assembly.